AUGUUCCGUACUAUUAGGUUUUUAUGUUUUCCAGUUGAACAUCAAAGUGCUGCAAUCAGGGCUCUUCGUGAUGUGGAGGUUGAACAGUUUCAGACUUGGUGGCGUUUGUUCCAUUCGCAUUUCUGCAAGGACCAGCUACAGACUCCUGUACUGCAAGUUUUCAAGGAAAACCUUCCAAAUCUUAAAGUUGCUAAUGGAAGAAGCAUACAUGUUUCUCUUCUACACAGGAUGUCAGUAGUUUAUCCCAAUUACUCUGCUGCAAUGCCUUCUUUUAGUGGCUUUGAAUUUUCAAGCAAAGCAGCAAAAUCCAGCCUCAUUGGUGCAGAGAACCCACCGAUUGGGGGUUUUGUAUGUUUUUUUCCCUUUCCUUUCUUUCUCGGCCCUCCUUCUUUUUGUCUUUUUUGUUGUAAUGGGACGGGAUUGGUUUUGGAGGAGCCAUCCAAUCCUCAGAUGCUUGAGUUUCAAGAUGCUUUCCAAACUCCUGCGUUAUCCAUAUUGUCAGGACAUACUGUUUGCCCUUCGCUUGAUUCUAUAGUUUCUGAGGUUAGUAGCCAGAGGUUGUCUGUUGGCGUAACACCCAAAACUUUAAGGCUUCCGAAACAUGGUGAGGUGCUUCUAUCUGUUUAUGGCUCACCUCUAGGUUUUUAUAAGAAAGACAUGGAAGCUAUACAUGGUGUACUUCUCUGUACCCAUUAUCCAGAACAAGAAAGAAAAAUAUGUUUUUUUGACAAAUCAAGAAAAAAAUACAAAGAGAAGAGAAGAUUUCCUCAAAAUACACACCAGUCACAACAUAGGUGGUGUCUAAGGGAAGCAUCUGCAAACAAGCAUUCAAAAGUAAUAGCACCCCUCCUGGCCAACAAACUGGCAUCAGCAUUGGCUGCCCUAUGCAAGUACCUUGCAGAUUGCAAGACCAGUAUGUCCUUUGAAGAAUUUGAUCCUACCGGUGAUAAUAAAUAACUCAGCUUAAUAAGUCUAUUGUCAAAAAGCAGAAACAUGGUCAUGCAUAAAAUAGAAAUGAGUUUAUCAUUAUCAUGACACUUCAAAAAAUAUAUAUGGUUAUAUGAUUUCCUCAAGGCAUUGGUGAUUCUGAUAAUGAACAAAGUUGUCUAGCCCACCACGACAAGUUUCAGCAAAACAGAAAAUGGAGUGUCACUUGAGCAAAUCAAACAGAGGAUGAAGAAACUUCCAUUCUUUUCAGUCCCAAUCAAGUGGCAAACAUAUUUUAAUUAUGGUAUGGUGUAAACAACUCAAGCAUUCAAAAACUUAUAAGGUCAUGGAACACACAUUAUUAAUGAGUCAUAAUUAUUGAGACAGCCGUCCAUGGAUAGACCCCGA
Molecule: messenger RNA, 1335 nt
Organism: Ilex paraguariensis (yerba mate)
Lineage: Eukaryota; Viridiplantae; Streptophyta; Magnoliopsida; Aquifoliales; Aquifoliaceae
Source: the annotation of a GenBank genome assembly